AUGUGUGACGUUGCCAAGCAUCAGGGCGUAACCGAGAUCAGAAUUAUUGACCACAGUGUGCAGCCUAAGGCCAGUGCUGGACCUGAUGGGAGGGCUUUGGCCUAUCGCUACAACAUCUCACCUAUGGGCAGUGUAAAUGCAUACAGGCCCAAGGAGGUUGGAAGUGAUGUCGACCGGAUGAGCAUGCGGUCCGUGCAACUGGGCGCUACGUUCAAUGCCAAAUACUCCCAGUUGCCGAAAUGGCAGCUGUGCAAUUUGAUGUGGGAGGUCAAGGUGGAUGCAUCAGUACCCGCCGUGCUGAAGCCCAUCAAGCCAAAAUUCUAUUUGUUGGGUGUGAUCACCAUCAAAGAUGGAUACGCAGUCAAACUGAAGUGA
This is a messenger RNA of Durusdinium trenchii, 375 nucleotides long. NCBI's taxonomy places the organism in Eukaryota, Dinophyceae, Suessiales, Symbiodiniaceae. The record is from the annotation of a GenBank genome assembly.